CGCCAGUUCCUGCCCUGCGCCCUGUCACAGCCGCCGCCAGCAGCACUAGCAUCAUGAUGCAGCCCGCCCGCGCCCCGCUCUCGGCCCGCAACGACCAGCCGCGCCUGUCGCCCAUGAAGCACCUGGCGCUGAGCGACAAGGAGAACACGCCACCGACGUUGAGCAGCACGCGGAUCCUGGCCAGCCGCGCGGCGCGGAAGAUCUUCCAGGACGCGGACGCCAAGCCGGCGCCGCCGGAGCCCGUCCCGCACCGGCCGGAAGACGAGCCGCUGUUGCGGGAGAAUCCGCGCCGCUUCGUCAUCUUCCCCGUGCAGUACCACGACGUGUGGCAGAUGUACAAGAAGGCUGAGGCCUCCUUCUGGACCGCCGAGGAGGUGGAUCUUUCAAAAGAUAUUCAGCACUGGGAGUCCCUCAAGCCUGAGGAGAAAUACUUCAUAUCGCAUGUCCUAGCCUUCUUUGCAGCAAGUGAUGGCAUUGUAAAUGAAAACUUGGUGGAGCGUUUUAGCCAAGAAGUGCAGAUCACAGAAGCUCGCUGUUUUUAUGGCUUCCAGAUUGCCAUGGAAAACAUUCAUUCAGAAAUGUACAGUCUGCUUAUCGACACUUACAUAAAAGAUCCAAAAGACAGGGAAUUUCUUUUCAAUGCUAUUGAAACUCUGCCAUGUGUUAAAAAGAAAGCUGAUUGGGCUUUGCGUUGGAUUGGAGACAGAAAAGCAACAUACGGAGAACGUGUAGUAGCUUUUGCAGCAGUGGAAGGAAUCUUCUUUUCUGGCUCUUUUGCAUCCAUUUUUUGGUUGAAGAAAAGAGGAUUAAUGCCUGGACUCACUUUUUCUAAUGAGCUCAUCAGUAGAGAUGAGGGCUUGCACUGCGAUUUUGCCUGCUUAAUGUUCAAGCACUUGGUGCACAAACCUUCAGAGGAAAGAGUAAAAGAAAUCAUCUCCAAUGCAGUCAUCAUAGAGCAGGAAUUCCUGACUGAGGCAUUACCUGUAAAGCUGAUUGGCAUGAAUUGCACUUUAAUGAAGCAGUACAUUGAAUUUGUAGCUGACAGACUUAUGCUGGAACUGGGAUUUAGCAAGAUAUACAGAGCAGAGAAUCCAUUUGACUUUAUGGAGAACAUUUCACUUGAAGGCAAGACAAACUUCUUUGAAAAGAGAGUAGGAGAAUAUCAGAGGAUGGGAGUCAUGUCGAAACCUACAGAUAACUCUUUCACUCUGGAUGCAGAAUUUUGAAUGAACUGAGACCACUUAGGCUGCAACGUGGAUGCCCAGCUGUUUGAACGAAGCAUUGACUCGAGUCGCAUAUUAUGUACUAAAACACCAUUCUUAUAAAGUGUGGUGGCAUUAGUAUUUUUUGAUGAGGGUAGGAUAGCUACAGCAGUAUAAUUGUUAGUAGAUAUUGUAAAUGGUGCUGACUCAGAGUACUUAGGUGUGUGUCAACUCAUUUUGAGAGAGAUCAAAUGCCAUCCUGCAAUGUGGGAGGUUAUAGGCGGAUACCACUAGCUCCUGGAAUUUGCCCAACAAAGCCAAAAAACUUGGAGAAGUGGUAUAGUCUAACUUUAACUUCUGAUAUUUGGCUUUGGAUGCAACAUAGAAAACUGCAUAGGAAAUCACAUGAUCUCGCUGCUUCUUAGCAGGUUUUAAGUUUACUUUUUACUAUUUUUAAUAGUUUGUACAUAAACCUGGCACUUUAAUAUUCAAAAAAUAAAGAAAUGUCUUGUAAUAUUCUUGGAAAAUUGUGAAACACAAGCUUACUCUACUCUAAUUUUUAGAUACAGCCUUAAAUGGUAUAACUUCAUACACUUUUUACCUGUGUAUAUAACUAAGUAUUGGAGUUUGAAUCAAGACUUGUUUCUGAAAUUUCUCUGAAACUCCUGCUGAAGUAUAGGAACAAUUGUUGUAUGGAAGUUGAAGUGCAUUAAACAUAAAUGUCCUUGGUACUGGAAA
Messenger RNA from Alligator mississippiensis (American alligator), 1940 nucleotides. It is a transcript of the gene RRM2, whose product is annotated as ribonucleotide reductase regulatory subunit M2. The coding region runs from base 54 to 1226 and encodes 390 amino acids. Gene Ontology annotation, molecular function: ribonucleoside-diphosphate reductase activity, thioredoxin disulfide as acceptor. The record is from RefSeq and is a predicted model, not a curated record. Gene Ontology annotation, cellular component: cytosol. Gene Ontology annotation, biological process: deoxyribonucleotide biosynthetic process. The transcript has 10 exons. NCBI's taxonomy places the organism in Eukaryota, Metazoa, Chordata, Crocodylia, Alligatoridae.